Molecule: messenger RNA, 2006 nt
Organism: Pseudophryne corroboree (corroboree frog)
Lineage: Eukaryota; Metazoa; Chordata; Amphibia; Anura; Myobatrachidae
Product: E3 ubiquitin-protein ligase TRIM39-like
Exons: 1
Coding region: 1-1686 (561 amino acids)
Molecular function (GO): protein binding; zinc ion binding
Source: RefSeq, a predicted model, not a curated record
AUGGCGUCUGCUGAUGUGAGACAGGAGCUGGACUGUUCCAUCUGCCUGAGCAUUUAUACAGAUCCUGUAACCCUGAGAUGUGGCCACAACUUCUGCCGGGUCUGUAUUGAUCGUGUGCUGGAUACACAGGAGGGGGCUGGAGUAUAUAGCUGUCCUGAUUGCAGAGCAGAGUGUCAGGAGCGUCCUGCACUGAUACAGAGCAUAGCUCUGCGUAACAUAGUGGGGAGUUUCCAGUCUACUCGCCCAGAUCAGGAGGAGACUGGGAUCUUCUGCACUUACUGUGUGGACUCUCCUGUACCUGCUGCUAAAUCCUGUCUGCUGUGUGAGGCUUCUCUGUGUGAUAAACACCUGAGAGUACACAGCAAGUCACCAGAGCACGUCUUAUGUGAUCCCACCACUGCCCUGGGGAACAGGAAAUGCUCCAUCCAUAAGAAGAUCCUGGAGUAUUACUGCACUGAGGAUGCGGCCUGUAUCUGUGUGUCCUGCAGGCUGGAUGGAGAACAUCGGGGACACCAGGUGGAUAUAUUGGAUAAGGCGUCUGAGAAGAAGAAGGCGAAGCUAAGAAAUGUUCUGCAGAAACUGACCACAAAGAGAGCGGAGACUGAGAAAAGAGUGCAGAGUCUGCAGGAGCGCAGGAGAGAAGAUCAGAGAAAAGCAGCUGGUGUAAAAGAGACAGUCAUUGCCCUGUUUAGAGACAUCAGGAGACAGCUGGAAGACCUGGAGAAGAGAGUCCUGAGUGAGAUCUCCAGGCAGGAACAGCGCGUUUCACUCUCUGUCUCUGAUCUGAUCCAGCAGCUGGAAAUAAAGAAGGACGAGCUGUCCGGGAAGAUGCGUCACAUUGAGGAGCUGUGUAACAUGUCUGAUCCAGUGACUGUCUUACAGGAACCAGACACAGGGGACUUGUGUGAUACUGAGGACACAGAGAGACAUGAUAACCAGGUCUGUGGUGCAGGAGAUCUGGAUGUGGGUCUCAUCUCAGGGACAUUACACACAUUAUCUGAUAUAAUAACAUACAUAAAUACAGGGAUCUAUGUGCAGGAAUAUACAGACCCUUUACUGGCUGUAGCCACAGCUGGUGAUACAGAGUCUGAUAUAAUAACAGGUAUAAAUACAGAGUUCUAUGUACAGGAAGCUACAGACAUAUCACUGGAUGUAACCACAGCGGGUAAUAAUAUACAUAUAUCCGGUGACAUGAGAACUGCAUCCUGGUCAGGUAUAGAUCUACAUCGCCCAGUAACAUCAGAGAGAUUUGAGUAUAAUCAGGUAAUAAGCACCAGGGGAUUCUCCUCAGGGCGUCAUUACUGGGAGGUGGAUGUCAGUAAGUCCGUGGUGUGGAGGGUGGGGAUGUGUUACCCCAGUAUAGGCAGGAGAGGGGAGCAGUCACUCAUUGGAGGUAAUAACAAGUCCUGGUGUUUGCGUAGAUAUAAUAAUCAGUACUCAGUGAGAUAUGACAGUACAGAGAGCCGGUUAGCUGACAAUAUCCCCUGUGACAGAGUGAGGGUAUACCUGGAUCAUGAGGCAGGACAGCUUUCCUUUGAUUCUCUGUGUGUCGGACACUUACACAGGAUCAGACACUUACACACCUACACUGCCGCCCUCACUGAGCCCCUCCAUGCUGCGUUAUUGGUAGGGCAUGGGCAUAUAACUAUAUCUGGGGGAGUCAGGAGCUGGGAGAAAUUACCAUGAGAAAUCUGCCCAGAGACUGGUGACAUCACAGGGAAGGAAUAUGAUUGGUAGAACAUUCAUCCAAUAGAAAUAAGCAGUAGAUUGAGCUACAGCUGAGUCCCCACCACCCCUGUGUACCAGGUGACCACUGUGCCUGAAUGUGUUCCUAUCAGGGAUGGUCAUCAAUAUGUUCAUCAUCGAUGGUUGUAAUUGAUGGUGAAGUGGCAAGUGACCAUCGAUGGCUACAAACUAUUCAACAGAUGACCAUCGAUGGUUACACAGGCUGAUGGUCAUUGUUGUUAUUUUACUGACUGGCACAUAGGCCAAUGAGAACCUGAGGA